AUGGUAAAGGAGGAUAUUGCAAAUGACAAUGACAAUUCUGAGCCAUCAGUAUGUGAGAGAAAUGGCAUGAUUCCCAUGCAUGAGAAAAGCGAGGAGGGACCAACAGUAGAUGCUAAAGGUACUGAUGGGAACACACAAACAGAAGAAACGGCUCUCUUGAAUCAUCAUGCUCAGCAACCUCCAGAAGUGGCAGCAGGGUCUUCAAUACCCGCAAGAACAUGGAGGCAAAUAUUUACUUGUCCUCCUCAGGGUUUACUGGCCCGAACAGUGACAAACGUUGCAAUCGUGGUCCUGGUUUGGGCUGUGGUUUGGUCCAUCACUGGGACUGAGUGUCUCCCAGGUGGAAACCUGUUUGGAAUUCUGUUUCUUUAUUUUUUUGCUGUCAUUGGAGGUAAAAUUUUUGGAUUCAUUAAAAUACGAACACUACCCCCUCUCCCUGCUCUUCUGGGGAUGCUACUUGCUGGUUUCAUAAUCCGAAAUACCCCGUUCGUUAGUGACAUCGUCCAGAUAAACCUACGCUGGUCUGUAGCACUGAGGAAUAUCGCUCUUUCCAUUAUCUUGACCCGAGCAGGACUCGGCCUGGAUCCAAAGGCUCUUAAGAAACUCAAAGCAGUCUGUUUACGGCUUUCUUUCGGACCAUGCAUCUCAGAAACAUGCACAGCUGCUGUUCUUGCCUACUCGUUCAUGCAUUUGCCAUGGCAAUGGGGAUUUAUAUUAGGUUUUGUUCUAGGUGCAGUCUCCCCUGCUGUGGUGGUUCCCUCAAUGCUGAUUUUACAAGCUGGGGGAUAUGGGGUGGAGAAAGGCGUCCCAACUUUGCUAAUGGCAGCUGGCAGCAUUGAUGACAUUCUGGCUAUUACAGGCUUCAACACUUGCCUUGGGAUGGCUUUCUCUUCUGGUUCUACCCUGUACAAUGUGCUCCGUGGAGUGCUGGAGGUUGCUGUUGGCACAGCAGCUGGGGGGAUUCUGGGAAUGUUUGUUCGGUAUUUCCCAAGCCACGAUCAGGCAUCUCUGGCGUGGAAGAGGACAUAUUUUGUACUUGGGCUGUCCAUGUUUGCCGUUUUUGGCAGCAUCUACUUUGGCUUCCCUGGAUCAGGAGGGCUCUGCACAUUAGUCUUAGCUUUUGUUGCAGGUGUGGGAUGGUCUGAUGAAAAGAGGGAAGUAGAAAAAAUUGUUGCAGUUGCAUGGAAUAUCUUUCAACCUUUUCUUUUUGGUUUAAUUGGAGCAGAAGUAUCUGUUACAUCUCUUAGGCCUGAAACUGUUGGGCUCUGCGUUGCUACAAUAGGCAUUGCCCUAGUUGUGCGAAUCAUAGCAACGUUCCUGAUGGUGUGUUUUGCUGGGUUUAAUUUCAAGGAGAAAGUAUUCGUCUCACUGGCGUGGAUUCCCAAAGCCACUGUCCAGGCUGCAAUAGGUUCCCUUGCCCUGGAUACAGCAAGAAGUCAUCAGGAUGAACAACUGGAAAAGUAUGGAAUGGAUGUACUGACAGUAGCUUUCUUGGCUAUCUUGAUCACUGCUCCAAUUGGAGCCCUGGGUAUUGGCUUGGCAGGGCCCAGACUUUUGCAGAAGGCUCAGACAAAUAGCAAGGAAGACGAGGAAGGUGCUGAGGUUGGAGAAGCCGCAGAGGCCUGUGAACCUUCGUAAGAGACGACUACAGGAAUAUGGUCCUUCAGCUCUUACACCUCUGUUGAGUAAACACAGCGUGUCUGUAAUCCUUCUGGAGGAAACCAAAACAAGUAUCAAUCAGUUAUGUCUGCUAUUUUAAAAGCAGCCCUGGUGGAGUUUUAUAAAAUAUUUUUAUGUGUUGAUGGUGCCUUCAGAGAUUAAACAGCUGAACAUACAGUGAAUAGGCUGGCCAGGCAGUGAGUCACUGAGAAGUUAGCAGUCAACAGUUACUUGAAAUGUGUGGGUGUGAGGCCAGGGAGAGGAUCAGAAUUGUUCAGGCAUGGAGUGGAGUCACGAGGUGGAAUAUAUUCACAGAAGAAAAUGGAGGCUAAUGUGAAUAACUUCUUGAUGGUGGAAACUGGGCUGUGAGAUG
Molecule: messenger RNA, 2032 nt
Organism: Nipponia nippon (crested ibis)
Lineage: Eukaryota; Metazoa; Chordata; Aves; Pelecaniformes; Threskiornithidae
Source: RefSeq, a predicted model, not a curated record